Molecule: messenger RNA, 1788 nt
Organism: Boeremia exigua
Lineage: Eukaryota; Fungi; Ascomycota; Dothideomycetes; Pleosporales; Didymellaceae
Product: phosphate permease
Exons: 2
Coding region: 1-1788 (595 amino acids)
Biological process (GO): phosphate ion transmembrane transport
Cellular component (GO): membrane
Source: RefSeq, a predicted model, not a curated record
AUGCCGCGCCUCACACAGUACAACUAUGUCUUCGCCAUUGGCACAUUCUUUGCCAUGCUCGAUGCCUACAACAACGGUGCUAACGAUGUUGCCAACGCUUGGGCUACCUCCGUCUCCUCCCGCUCCGUCACCUAUCGCCAGGCUAUGGUCUUAGGUACCAUCUUCGAGAUGGUCGGUGCCAUCACUGUCGGUGCUCGUACCGCCGAUACCAUCAAGAACGGAAUCAUUCCCGGUAGCGCUUUCCGUGGCGACGCUGGUGUUCAGAUGCUUGCCUUCACUUGCGCUCUGGCCGGUGCCUCCAUCUGGGUCAUGUGGUGCACCAGGCACUCUGCUCACGUCUCCUCGUCAUACUCGCUCAUUUCCUCGGUCGCUGGUGUUGGUGUCGCCGUCGCUGGUGCUAGCAAGGUCCAGUGGGGAUGGAACAAGGGCAAGGGUCUUGGUGCCAUCUUCGCUGGUCUGGGUAUGGCUCCUGCUGCCUCUGCCUGCUUCGGUGCCAUUAUCUUCAUGCUCAUCAAGUUGACCGUCCACCUCCGCAAGAACCCCGUUCCCGUUGCCAUCUGGACCGCCCCCUUCUUCUUCCUGAUCGCUGGUACCAUCUGCACUCUUUCCAUCGUCUACAAGGGAUCUCCCAACCUCGGUCUUAACAAGAAGCCUGCGUGGUAUGUCGCUACCGUCACCGUCUCCUGCGGUGUUGGCCUUGCGCUGUUGUCCUUCCUCUUCUUCGUCCCUUACCUUCACGCCAAGGUCGUCAAGCGCGAUCACACUGUUCGCUGGUACCACAUGUUCCAAGGCCCUCUCCUCUUCCGCCGCCCAUCUCCCGAGGGUGCUGAGGCUGCUAUCGUGCCCGACUACGCUGUUGUCCAGCACGAGGAUGAGGAGGUCAAGCCUGAGCUCAAGAAGUCCGACAGCUCUGACGAUGAUAUCACUCCUGCCGACCACGAGAAGGGUGUCGUUGUUUCCGAGGAGCGCCAGCUCAGCUAUAAGGAGCUUAUGCAGCAGGGUGAGGAUCGCUUCCACGGCAAGCUCAGGGCAAAGAAGGGUCCUCUCGGCUGGGCCAUGCGUUACCUUCACGAGAACAAGAUCCAGACCGGUGAAAUCUACGAGAAGAAGAACAUGGUCAUCACUCUCAAGCGUAUCCCCGCCAUGAUCGUUGUCGGUGCUCUCUACGGUGUCAACUACGACAUCCACGCUGCCCAGACUGGUAUUCACGGCACUCCUGAGGGCCGCCGCAUGGAGCGCGUCUACUCCCACGCCCCUAAGUACUCCAACGAGGUCGAGCACACCUACUCAUUCGUCCAAGUUCUCACCGCCUGCACUGCUUCUUUCGCUCACGGUGCCAACGAUAUUGGUAACGCUGUCGGUCCCUGGGCUGUCAUCUACUCCGCCUGGAACACCGGUAACGCCGCUCAGUCGAAGGCUCCCGUCCCCAUUUGGCAGCUUGCUGUUCUCUCCGCCACUCUUUCUCUCGGUCUGGUCACCUACGGAUACAACAUCAUGAAGGUCAUGGGUAACAAGAUCACCUACCACUCGCCUUCGCGUGGUUGCUCGAUGGAGAUGGGUGCUGCUCUCACUGUCCUCAUCUUCUCCCAGUACUCCCUUCCCGUCUCGACAUCUAUGUGCAUCACUGGUGCUACCGUUGGUGUCGGUCUCUGCAACGGUACCAUCAAGGCUGUCAACUGGCAGCGUGUUGGUCUCCUUGUCUUCUCGUGGAUCAUGACCAUCCCCAUUGCCGGUACCAUUGGUGGUCUUGCCAUGGGUAUCGUCCUUAACGCUCCCCACUUUGGUUAA